AUGGCAGGCCGUUUCCGGGCUCGGAAGGCGGCGAUUCUGAAGCUGCUCGACGCUCCGGAUGAGGCGUAUCACGACCUAUCACCGAAAGGCUCGAUCGACGAGCCAAUUCGCUUCCUGAUCGAGGAAAUUAAUCGCCUCGAAGGCCUCGUCACCACUAGCAGCUGUUCUGGCAGGAUGAGCGUCUUCCUCGAAGGGCGCAAGCGGGGCCUCAACGGGGAAGAAACCGACAAAGCUUCCCCCGCAGGGCCUGGAGGCAAAGGAGGAGGAACGUGGCUUUAUAUUUCCCACGAUCCGGCCCCGGACCUUGAGGAUACUUCUAAAUCAAGUUUCGCAUCUCAGUUUGGGUUACUUGAGACCAACGGCGAUAGUGACGAGGUGCCUGCCCUCGAUUGCAGGUAUAUUCAUUUGAAAUUCGAGCCUAUGAUCCUGCAUCUGUUGACAGCAUCCUUGGACGACUCUCAGCGCGUCCUCACUGCAGCUUUGAGUGCAGGGUUUCGCGAGUCGGGCGCUGUCAGUCUGAAUCCCAGAGAUGGAGAGCUGAACCCUAUGGUAGCGGUGCGCUCGACCGGGUACUCAUUCGAUGCUAUCAUAGGGUAUCAGAAUGAAACAGGUGGAAACAUUGCACUCGUCGAUGAAAGAUAUCUCCGAACAUUGGUCGGCAUAACGAAUGAGAGAUUCAGGAUCAAUAACGACCGGAUAGCGCGAUUUCGGACCUCGCUGUUUGAACAAUACGAGCCACAAUCCUUGUCCGCGCAAGCCAUCUCCAAGCCAGGGUGGGAGGAUUCCGAGACCAGGAAACGUCGCAAAAGAGAGGAAGGCCUUGCACGACAGCGUGCACUCCAGGCAGCUAAUGGCACCUCAACAUCCCACAGUGAUCCCGACUCAUGCGAAGCCGAUCAAAUGGUUCCAAUGCUUGAGUGA
This is a messenger RNA of Trematosphaeria pertusa, 921 nucleotides long. RefSeq lists its product as uncharacterized. Bases 1 to 921 code for a protein of 306 amino acids. Gene Ontology annotation, biological process: tRNA methylation. The record is from RefSeq and is a predicted model, not a curated record. Gene Ontology annotation, cellular component: cytoplasm. Gene Ontology annotation, molecular function: tRNA methyltransferase activity. NCBI's taxonomy places the organism in Eukaryota, Fungi, Ascomycota, Dothideomycetes, Pleosporales, Trematosphaeriaceae. The transcript is spliced from 2 exons.